Pangasianodon hypophthalmus (striped catfish) is the source of this 2249-nucleotide messenger RNA. RefSeq names its product RAB6A, member RAS oncogene family (gene rab6a). The record is from RefSeq and is a predicted model, not a curated record. Gene Ontology annotation, molecular function: GTPase activity; GTP binding. Bases 227 to 853 code for a protein of 208 amino acids. NCBI's taxonomy places the organism in Eukaryota, Metazoa, Chordata, Actinopteri, Siluriformes, Pangasiidae. The transcript has 8 exons.
CCUUUAAUGCCGAGUCUGAGGGAUGGAGUCGGAGUCAGGCAUCUCAGAGUGAUCUCAAACUUCACCCGGACCUGGACACAAUUUAGGAACAUUUAUACAUAUUUAUUUAACAUUACGAACAACUUGAAUCAGCGACAGCUAGCGAGUUAGCGAGCUAACGAACCGGAAAUCCGGCGAGGAUUAAAGCACCGUUAUCGCAGCCUGUAGUAUCUCCCACCGAGCCGUCAUGUCUGCUGCAGGAGACUUUGGGAACCCGCUAAGAAAAUUCAAACUGGUGUUUCUUGGGGAGCAAAGUGUUGGAAAGACUUCGCUCAUCACCAGAUUCAUGUAUGACAGCUUUGAUAAUACUUACCAGGCCACAAUAGGAAUUGAUUUCUUGUCAAAAACGAUGUACCUCGAGGACAGAACAAUCAGGUUGCAGCUGUGGGACACAGCGGGUCAGGAGCGAUUCCGUAGCCUCAUUCCCAGCUACAUCCGUGACUCGGCUGCCGCUGUCGUAGUGUAUGACAUCACAAACGUCAACUCCUUUCAGCAGACCACCAAAUGGAUCGAUGACGUCAGGACGGAGAGGGGAAGUGAUGUCAUUAUCAUGCUGGUCGGGAACAAGACUGAUCUUGCAGACAAAAGGCAAGUAUCAAUCGAAGAGGGCGAGAAGAAAGCCAAAGAGCUGAACGUAAUGUUUAUUGAGACGAGCGCUAAAGCCGGCUACAACGUGAAGCAGCUUUUCCGGCGUGUGGCUGCCGCCCUGCCUGGCAUGGAGAGCACACAGGACAAGAGCAGAGAAGACAUGAUCGAUGUGACGCUGCAGAGCCCUCCAGAACAGCCUGUGAGCGAAAGCGGAUGCUCCUGCUAAGCCUCGUUCUCCAUCAUACUGCCAUCUUCUCUCUCUUUCUCUCUCUUUCUCUCUCACUCACUCUCUCUCACCCUUUAUCUCUCUUUACCCCAUGCCUCCUUCGUGUGUCGUUGCCUGCCUCCAUCCUGGAACCUGAAGAACACUACUUUGUCCAUCCAUCUCUCCAUCCAUUCAUCCAUCCAUCAUCCUCGGCGCUGUGCUUUCCGCUGACUCAGUCAUGACCUUAAGCUUACCAAGCACAAUGUGGACGUGAAACGCAUCCCAUAUUAUUUUUCCGUUAAAAGCUUCCACUUUGUUUUUUUUGUUUUUUUGGUGACACUUUUUAUUAAUUAUUUUAUUUAUACCUUGAAUGGCUUAUUGCUUACGGAGACUUGCAUUAGGUAGUGUUUAACAUGUGAGCACUGAACAAUUGCAUUUAAUUCGAAACAGUACAGAUGAAAUAGAUGAAUACUUUUCAGCCGUUACUGUUAGAGGUAAAUCGAAGGGCUAUAUUCACGUUGCAGGAUAGCACCAGUGCUAAACCUCCUACAUUGCAAGCUCUUGUGAUAAAGCACAGUGCGGUUAAAAUGUUUACGAAUUGUUGGCAAUAUCCAAGUCUGUAUAUUGAACAUAGAUCGAUGUCCUUGUGGAUUGUGAAUAAAGUCAACACAGAUUACAGAAGCUCUUAUAAACUUAUAGCAGUUCCACUUCAAACCCUGGCUGUUUUUUUUGUUGUUGUUGUUGUUGUUGUUUUUUUAAACCUUGGCUGACAUUUUUAUCUUUUCCUUUUUGACUGGUGAAUUUGCUAGCAUAUUAGAGAUAUCAGUGCAGUAGCUUUGAAAGAUUUUUUGUAUAUUAAGGGAAAUAUCAUAGAGGAAUCGGAUAUAUCAAUAUGCAGGCAUGCCUUUAAAGAGUGUAUUUUAUAGUGCUUCCACUGGCUGUUCGUUAGUGUUAUUAUUUUUUGUUUGUUUGAUUUAAUGUAAUAUUGACACUUUAGAUUUCCCCCCUUUAGAUUUUUUUUCUUUUGUGUUCUGUAAUAUUUAUUUCUACUCGAUCAUUUUGCUUUUUAAUUUUUGGCAUUUUGUCAUUAUAAAGCACUCUUCAGCUUUUUUUCAAUCCCUCCCGUGGACGGCUGAUUUUAAGCAGCUCAUGAUACAGUGCAAUUUGUUUGAGGCUCUCUGUUUUCCGCUUUCCCUUUUUUUUUUUUUUUUUUUUUUUUUUUUUUUUUUUUCCCUUGGAGGAAAAUCCAUUUCGUGGUCCGUCAGCUCUGGCUUGUCUAUUUUUUUUUUUUUAACCUUUUUUUUUAACUGUUGCCGCUGUGUGUGCUGCUGUGUACAAAAGCUCAUAAUUUGCACUGCUAGUCUACAUGAGUCUCUUAUUGAUGUCCCUAAUAAAGACCUUUAUUUAGUAACAGUGA